Poecilia latipinna (sailfin molly) is the source of this 2547-nucleotide messenger RNA. Its product is annotated as lipid phosphate phosphatase-related protein type 4-like. Gene Ontology annotation, biological process: axonogenesis; phospholipid dephosphorylation; signal transduction. The record is from RefSeq and is a predicted model, not a curated record. The transcript is spliced from 6 exons. Gene Ontology annotation, cellular component: plasma membrane. Bases 455 to 859 code for a protein of 134 amino acids. Gene Ontology annotation, molecular function: phosphatidate phosphatase activity. Lineage: Eukaryota; Metazoa; Chordata; Actinopteri; Cyprinodontiformes; Poeciliidae.
AUUGGUGGAUUUCACCGAAUCAUGGGGGGUUGUGAAAUGUGAAAUACAUGAAGGUCCAUGCAUUCCUAAAAACAAAAAAAAUAUUUACAUCUGCAGUCAAACGUCUUACACUACUCAGGGUUUAUUUUGUUUGUUUUUUUUACCUUAGCAGUUUAGUUUGUCAGUAGCUGUAAAAGUCUGGUUUGCCAACUCUUUUGUGCUGUAGAUCCUGAUAGGAGAAGCCAUCCUGUACUGCUAUCUGUCCAGGAGGUCGUCAACCACUCAGACUGAAGCUAACAUCAACGCCGCAGGCUGUAAUUUCAACUCCUACAUUCGCAGAGCUGUCCGCUUUAUAGGCGUCCAUAUCUUUGGCCUGUGUGUGACGGCUCUGAUAACGGACAUCCUCCAGCUGUCCACUGGGCAGCAUGCGCCCUACUGGCUGGAUGUGUGCAAACCCAACUUGACCCACAUUAACAUGUCGAGCUGUGAUGAAGCCUUCAUUCUGGAGGAUAUCUGUUCCGGACCGGACCUCGGACUCAUCAACGCUGGGAGGAAGUCUUUUCCAUCCCAGCAUGCCACACUGGCUGCCUUUGCUGCCGUCUACAUCUCUAUGUACUUCAACACAGUGCUGACAGACUCAGCCAAGCUACUGAAGCCUCUGCUGGUUUUCUCUUUCGUCAUGCUGGCCAUCCUGGCCGGAUUGACCCGGAUCAUUCAGUUCAGAAACCACCCCGUGGAUGUGUACUGUGGCUGGUUACUGGGAGCUGCCAUCGCUGUUUAUUUGGGUGUAUACGCAGUCAGAAUAGUCACAGAGCAGGUUGAAAACCUACAAACAAAAGAAACAAAAUCAAUUACAGAUCACAAUGAACUAAUUAACUAGUUUUCCAGGUAAUGUUAAUCUACUUUUAAGUUAACAGUGAAUGAACAAACAAAUAAAAUAUAUUCCAAACACAUAAAACCCAUUGAAUCACAAGGCUAAUUUGGUCUUCUGAAUGCAGAUUAAAUGAUAUAAACUGUGCAUAAUGUCCAGUCCCUACCAGUGAUGUCUUUGUGGAAGCUUGAAGCUGAGGCUCUUUGUCUGCAGAGAUCAUUGUGAGCACAGGUGUGCCAAGUUACCUUAUAGACUUCAGAUGGGCCUGAGUGGAAGGGAUGGGUGCGCUUGAUUCUCUGUGAUGUGUGUGGCAGUUGGGUGGAGAUAGUAAAUGCACUCACAAGUGUACCAUUUGCUGUUUUAACUUGACAAACAUAAUUUAACUAAGUGUCGAGGCAGAUAAUUUCCUCUAGUAACACCAGUUGUUACUAGUGGAAACACAAAGUGUUGGUGCGUAACAAGUUCUAUCACCAUUUAAGCACUGGAACCAGUUUCCCUCAAACAGUUGUUUCCAAUUGUUCCAAUUUUUGUACAUGAACCCUUUCACACUGAACAUACUUGUAUUUAAAUUUGAUAUGAUAUUGAUAGGUUUUCUAUCUAUUAUCACACCUGCAGCCACUCUCACUCACCUCAGUAGCAUCACUUGAAAGUUGGUGAGCUCUACAUGUAGCAGCAGAAAGGUUGGCUUACUUUGAACAUUUGAGCUUUAUCAGGGCAAACAAAAAUCUUCUUUAUGAAGGAUUGCUACAAAGUCAACGACACCAAGCAAGUGAUUGUUGCUACGUGACUUGAUGCAAUAAUCGUCUGGAUUUCCUUAUAUAGAAACUUUAACCUAAUUUCAAUGAUAAAAUGAAAUUGAUGCACUUCUUGAAAACUAGGAUCAGUUGGAAUGUUUGUUUGAUUGAAUUGAUUUUAAACCUUAUGCCCACUUUUCAUUUUUUUUAUGUUUGUGUUCUUUGAACUGUUUUGCACUGGAUGUUGGUCACAUUAUAUGCAAAAAAAGACUUUAAUAACAGUAUCCUGUUCGUUUAAUUUUUUUUUACAUCACAAAAUCCUGGCAUUUUAACAGAGGUGUGGGACAUAACUAACUAGAAACAGUCUGAUGUGUAUUUCCUUGAAAAUGUAGAUCUUACCUCUAAGACUUCCAAAAGACUACUAACAUUUUAAAAUCUAGUCUGUUAAAUUUCAGUGAAUGUGAAAAUAUAUGGCCUUUCAGUCUUCCUUACAUGGUAGCAGUGCCCAGAGUACUGUUGCCUAUGUUGCGUUCAAGAAAUGAACAAAGAAAAAAAAACUGUGCACAUCGCAUGUACAGGCCUCACAUCAUGAGACCUGCACAUGAGCUACAAGAACAGAAAAAUGAUAAAAUCCAGCAAACACUUGGGACUCCCUCUAAGAUGCCUUUAACUUCCUAUUUUAAUAAUUCAAUUACCAAAUAUACAUUAAAAUGCAUUAAUAGUUUCAGUAGAAACCAUCUUUUCACUACAGUUGAAACAAAUAUUUAUGGUCCUUUUUAUGUCCCUCUUGGGGUUACAAUUAAUCAGCACCAAGGAAAAUGAUUGCUGUUCCUGCAUUGGCUGCUUUGCAAAUACAGGCAGUAGUGUACUAGAAGCAUUGUGCAUAGGUAUUUCAGCUUUCCAACCUGCAUUUUCUAAGGCAUUUUCAGACAUGCCUUAUAAAAAAAUCUAAUCAAUCAAUCA